AUGGACAGCUUUGAGCAAGAGAUUGCGGGGCAUGGGAGUCUAAUUGUGCAGCUGACAGAGACCAAGGAGGCGCCCAAAAGGGAUUUCCAACGGAUCCCAGCAGCCCAAGCAGAACUGAUUUCCCCAGCCCAUUUCAGACAAGUGGGAGAGCUCAAAGUAGCAACGUCUAUCAAGGCUGAAGGCCAAGGUGCAGUGGUAUGGCAUGAUGUCCCCGGGAGCCAGGACGGCCACGUCUUGCUCAGCUUUGAUUAUAUCAAUGCCGAACUCCCAUCAGACGACGAAGACCAUGCAAAACUGAACUUCAAACGGGCCGCCAUCACUAUCAAUGACGACCCUCACCGCAAAUUCCAGGUGCAUUUUCCUAUAACUGGAAUGACAUGGUCUGAUGUUUAUCCAGGCUAUCUAGUUUCACUUCCCCUGCCAAAUCCGAAAAACAAGGUCCGGAUCGAAGGUUUAGAUGGUGCGGCGCCAGACUUUGUGGCAUUAUCAGUCGCCAUACAACCCGCUCCAACUACCACCAAAACCAAUUAG
Puccinia graminis f. sp. tritici CRL 75-36-700-3 is the source of this 531-nucleotide messenger RNA. RefSeq lists its product as uncharacterized. Lineage: Eukaryota; Fungi; Basidiomycota; Pucciniomycetes; Pucciniales; Pucciniaceae. Bases 1 to 531 code for a protein of 176 amino acids. The transcript is spliced from 3 exons. The record is from RefSeq and is a predicted model, not a curated record.